AUGUGUGAGUGUCUGCGUGGAAUAUUCAGAGUUACCUGGACACCUUCCUCCAAUGCAGACUCUGACAGAGAAGAGGACAGCCAUGGUUUCAGUCGGACCAGAGAUUCAGCCGUAAAAGACAAGAGGCGGUCGCCCCCCCCCAGCAGAUCCACCACCGGCCCUCAAGGCAACCCUCACCACAGCGGCUCCACAGACGAGCAGGAGAGCCCCGAGAGAGUGGUGCAGAAGGAGAAGCUUCAUGCAGAACUGAAACAGGUGCUGAGUCAGAAGAGAAGUCACCUGAGAGAGUCCACCUGCCAGCUGGCCCAACCAGAGAUGGACCCGGAUCCCACAGAGGAACAGACAAGCGUGGAUGAGGCCUCCAGCUCCAUGCUCAUCGUGGUGGAGACAGAGGCGGAGGCCGGCGCCAGCGGCUACAGCGUGACCGGAGGCGGCGAGCGAGGGAUCUUUGUCAAAGACGUCCUCAAAGACUCUCCAGCUGCCAAACAUCUCAGUCUGCAACAAGGGGACCAGCUGCUGAGCGCCAAGGUCUACUUCGACAACGUCAAGUACGAAGAUGCGCUGAAGAUCCUUCAGUGUGCGGAGCCGUACAAGGUCAGCUUCCAACUGCAGAGGACCAUCCCCGGGGCCGAGGUCAGCGUGCAGCCUCGAGCUCCCAGCGUGGAGGUCAAAGGUCCCAAAGCCAAGAUGGCCAAAAUGAGUGUAAAGGGCACCAAGGCGUUCAAGGCCAAGAAGAAAAGAGGAGGUCGCUUUGGUCUGAAGAGGCUAAAAGAGAAGCGCAGGGAGGAGCUGGUGAUAGAGGGAACGCCCCCCCAGCUGGAGAUGAGUGAUGUGGACGUGGAGUUCUCUCUCCCCAAAUUCAAACAGAGGAGGAGUGUGAAGGCGGAGGCAGAAGGAACAGCAGCCAAGGCAAAGAGGAGGAUCAGGUUUCCUCGUAUGAAAUCAAAGGGAGGAAAAGUGGAAACAGGACAGAUUGAGGGACAUGCAAGUAUUUCUCCAUCUGAGAUUCCUGGAGCCAAAGUGAAAACCAAAGAAAAGGGAUACAAAUUUGGAAUCACCUUUCCAAAGAGCAAACACACAACGUCCGGCUCAGCUUUGGAUUCUGGAUCUGUGGAGGUGAAGCCGCCGGGUGUGAACAUCCAGCCACCAGCAGUGGACUUCAGCUUGUCUGGUAAUAGAGACAUGGACGGGGACAGGGGAGCGCUGAAGUUUAAUGUGCCGGACGUGGAGUUUGCUCCCUCUUCGGCUGAGGCAUCUUUGCCCACUGUGAAGGGAAAGGCAAAUAUCAAAGCUCCAAAAAUCAAAAUCAAGGGAGGAAGUGAUGCAGCUGAAGGAAAAGGAGAUGCAAAGCUCAGACUGCCAAAGUUGAAAUUACCCAAAGUUAGACUCUCACGUCAUUCAGAUGAAAUAGAUGGUGACAUGAAGAUAAAAAGAUGGGUGAAAAUGCCCAGUGUUGACGUAACACCUCCAAAAGUAGGAAUCAGAGGAGCGGGGGGGAUUGGUCUCCCUGAAGCUAAGCUGGAGGGUAACCUCUCAGGAAAAGCUGCAUCGAUUCAAAUUCCUUCUGCUGAUAUUUCUUUACCGAAAGUGAAGGGAAAGUCCGACAUUGACGUCUCACUCCCAGAGUAUAAAGGAGCCGGGAAGACCACAAUCAAAAUGCCAACAGUUGACAUCUCAAUGCCUGAUGCUGAGUUGGAAUUGGACACCGGACGGAGAAUACCCGAUGAGGUGGAGGGCACUUUCAAAGGGCCCAAAAUCUCCAUGCCACAGGUUGAUAUCUCAUUACCCAAGAUGGGAUCACCUGAUGCGGAUAUGGAAUGUCCAGGGGGUGGAGGGAAAUUCAAUCUACCUUCUGUUGACAUCUCUCCACCAAAGGUGAAAGCGGAGGGUGAAGAUGUGGAUAUGGACUAUUUUGUUGGUGGUGAUGGGAAGUUCAAAAUGCCUAGUUUUGACUUAUCUCUCCCAAAUAUUAAGCCACCAGAAGGAGAUGUAACUAUAAAAGGACAGAAGGUGGAAGGAGGCUACAAGUUGCCCAAAGUAGACUUGACCCUUCCCAAAGGCAAAGUCGGAACAACUAAUAUUGAAGGAGAAGGAAAAUGUAAUAUUCCAUCAUUAGACAUAUCUCUCCCUAAAGUGAAGACAGGGGAGUUGGACGUCAACAUUGUUGGCCCUGAAGUGAAAGGACAUAAAUUUGGAUUGGUCACACCUGAUGUGGAUGUGUCUCUGCCUAAAGGCAACAUUUCUGGAGACGUAAAAGUCGAAGGACAUGUUGAGAAAGGAGGAAAAUUCAAAAUGCCCUCUUUCGAUGUUUCUGGGCCCAAACUGAAACAACCAGACGUGAACAUCGAGGGGCCCGGAUACGAAGGUGGAGAUAAGAUCCAGAUGCCCUCUGUUGAUAUAUCUCUGCCGAAAGGAGAGAUGGGGGGUGACAUUGAAAUAGAGGGUCCAUCUACCAGAGGAGGGAAAUUCAAAAUGCCCUCACUUGAUGUCAGACUCCCUAGGAUGGGGACAUCUGGAGCCGAGGUUGACUUGCAAGGACCUAAGAUUAAAGGGGGGGGAAUCGAGGCACCAUCAGUGGACAUUUCUUUACCGAAAGGUAAAUCCAAGGCUGAGGUUGACCUAGACGGAAAGGGAGGCAAGUUUAAAAUGCCUUCGUUUAAUGUAGAUCUUCCAAAGAUGAAAUUCCCUGAGGGCGAGGUUGUUCUGCAGGGACCUAAAGUUAAAGGGGGAAAGAUCAACAUGCCCACGGUUGAUAUCUCAGUCCCCCAAGGAAAGCUAGAGGGAGGUGGGAACAUUGAUGGAGGUGAAUUAAAAGGAGGCAAACUCAGCAUGCCCUCUGUGGACAUUUCUCUCCCAAAAAUGAAACUUUCCGAAGGAGCAGUAAAGCUAGAAGGCCCCGAACUUCCAAAUGUUGACUUGUCACUUCCCAAGGCAAACAUGCCGACUUUUGACAUCUCACUCCCAAAGACAAAAACAAAAGGAGAGGUUGACAUUGAUGGGUGUGAAGUCAAAGGGGGAGCAAAGGUCAACAUGCCAUCACUGGACAUCACUCUUCCUGCCAUGAAGUCCCCACAGGGGGAGGUGAAAGGAGGCAAAUUUAAGAUGCCUUCAUUUGAUGUAUCUCUACCAAAGGGGAAGUUGGCUAAGGGAGAUAUUGGCCUUGAGGGACCCUCAGUUGAUAUCUCUAUCCCAAAAGGAAAAGUAGCGGGUGACAUUAAAACUAAAGGUAAAGCAGGACAUUUUCAAAUGCCCUCAAUUGAUGUUUCUCUUCCUAAAAUGAAAUCAAAGCGAGGAGACAUCAACAUUGAGGGUCCAGAACUCAAACGUGGGGAAAUUAAAAUGCCAACUAUUGACAUUUCACCCCCUCAAGGAACAUUUGAAGGUGACAUCAAUGUCAAAGGUGAAGGAAAAGGUGGCAAGUUCAACCUGCCGUCUGUAGAUGUCGCCCUACCUGCAGUAAAAUUCCCUGAGGGUGAUGUGAACUUUCAAGGUCCAAAAGUAAAAGGUGGGAAAUUUGAAAUGCCAAAAAUCAACAUAGACCUUCCCAAAGGUAAAGCACAGGGAGAUAUUGAUAUUGACAUUCACUCUGGAAAAGAUGGAAAUAUUGAAAUACCAUCCUGUGAUAUUGGAUUUCCUAAAGGAAAUGUCACAGGUGACGUACAUUUUGAAGGUCCUGGAGGUAAAGGGGGGAAGAUGAAGAUGCCAAAAUUUGAUAUUUCAUUACCAAAAGUAAAUUUUCCUGAGGGUGAUGUAAAAUUCAAAGGGCCGGACACCAAGGGCAGAAGGAUUGAGAUGCCAGACAUUGAUAUUACUCUUCCAAAAGGGAAAGCUGAAGGAAAAAUUGAAAUUGAGGGGCACAGUGGCAAAGGAGGCAAGUUUCACAUGCCCUCAUUUGGUAUCUCUCUUCCUAAAAUCAAAGCAGAAGGAGUAGAUAUCAGUCUUGAGGGUCCUGAUGUUAAAGGAGGGAAGUUUAACUUGCCAACUGUUGACAUCAAACUCCCUAAAGGAAAAGUCGAGGGUGAAUUUGGUGUCGAGGUCCCUGAGGUGAAGGGUGGCAAGUUAAAAAUGCCAAAAAUUGAUGCGUCUCUACCAAAAGUUAGUCUCCCAGAAGGAGAUGUCAAAAUCAAAGGCCCAGACAUGAAGGGGGGGGAGAUUGAGAUGCCAGACAUUGAUAUUUCACUCCCCAAAGGAAAAGCAGAAGGAGAAAUUGAUAUUGGAGGACAUGCUGGUAAAGGAGGCAAAUUCCAUAUGCCCUCUAUUGAUAUCUCUCUCCCUAGAAUGAAAGCUAAGGGACCAGAGGUCAACAUAGAAGGUCCUGAACUUAAAGGGGGGGAAAUCCACAUGCCAGACAUCGACCUUUCACUUUCUAAAGGAAAGGUUGAUGCUGACCUCAGCAUUGAGGGCCCUGAGGUAAAAGGAGGCAAAUUGAUAAUGCCCAAAUUUAAUGUCUCACUUCCAAAGAUGACCCUGCCAGAGGGAAGUGCCAAACUGGAAGGACCUAAUGUUAAAGGGAAGUUUGAAAUGCCAAACAUUGACGUUUCACUUCCUAAAGGAAAAGUAAAGGGAGAGGUUGACAUCGAGGGAGAUGGUGACAAAGGGGGCAAGUUUCACAUGCCCUCAAUUAAUAUCUCUCUUCCUAAAAUCAAAUCAAAGGGAGCUGGUGUUGAUAUUGAGGGACCUGAACUUAAAGGUGACAUUUCAUUUCCAGAAGGAAAACUUGAGGGUGACUUAAACGUUGAAGGCCCUAAAAUAAAAGGGGGAGAAAUCAAUGUGGAAAGCCCUGAAGUGAUGGGUGGCAAGUUUAAAUUACCAAGAUUUGAUGUGUCUUUACCAAAAGUGAGUCUCCCAGAAGGUGAUGUCAAAGUAAAAGGCCCAGACAUCAAGGGGGGGAAGAUUAAGAUGCCAGACAUUGAUAUCUCACUUCCAAAGGGAAAGUUGGAUGUGGAUAUUGACAGUGAUGGGCACAGUGGCAAAGGAGGCAAGUUUCACAUGCCCUCAGUUGAUAUCUCUCUUCCUAAAAUCAAAGCAAAGGGAGUCGAUAUUCAAGGACCUGAAGUCAAAGGGGACAUUUCACUCCCUCAAAUUAAAUUUCCAGAGGUUGAUAUCAGUCUUGAGGGUCCCGAUGUUAAAGGAGGGAAGUUUAACUUGCCAACUGUUGACAUCACACUCCCUAAAGGAAAAGUCGAGAGUGACUUUGGUGUUGAGGGCCCUGAGGUGAAGGGUGGCAAGUUUAAAAUGCCAAAAUUCGAUGUGUCUCUACCAAAAGUUAGUCUCCCAGAAGGAGAUGUCAAAAUAAAAGGCCCAGACAUGAAGGGAGGGAAGAUUGAGAUGCCAGACAUUGAUAUUUCACUCCCCAAAGGAAAAGCAGGAGGAGAAAUUGAUAUUGGAGGACAUGCUGGUAAAGGAGGCAAAUUCCAUAUGCCCUCUAUUGAUAUCUCUAUCCCUAGAAUGAAAGCUAAGGGACCAGAGGUCAGCAUAGAAGGUCCUGAAUUUAAAGGGGGAAAAAUCCACAUGCCAGACAUCGACCUUACACUUCCUCAAGGAAAAGCAGACAUUUCACUGCCAGAAGGAAGUGUCAAACUGGAAGCACCUGAGGUAAAAGGAGGAAAGAUGCCAGCAAUACCAGCUGUUGAUAUAUCUGUUCCAGUGGGAAACGUGGAAAGAGAUUUCAACCUUCAAGGACCAUCUGGAAAGGGAAAGAUUGAAGGGCCAAAAAUAAAUCUCCAAAAGUUUGAUUUUGACCUCAGCCUCCCUUCUGGUACGAAAGACAUUAGCCUCAAAAUGGACACCAGUGGUGCUAAUGCAUCAGGAGAUAUGGUCAUAAAACCAGCCAAGUUGAAGGUUAAGGGUGCAGAUAUUGAGACAGGUGGUGUUGAAGGUCAAGGUGCAGCAGUUAAACUUCCCUCAGUCAAAUUACCAACAGUUGACGUAAAAGCUCCAAAGGUGGAUUUAGACUUUGGUAUUAAAAAAGCUAAAGGGGACGAUGUGGAAGUGGAGCUCCUGAAAGCAGAGGGAGGACGGCCUUCAUCAGGGAUCAGCUUUGAUUUACCGGAUGUCUCCCUCAAAAUGCCCAGUUUUUCUUUUCCAAAGUUUGGUGCAAAGUCCAAGAGUGGUGAAUUAGAAAUAUCAGGGAAAGGCCCUAAGGCAGAUGUUUCCCUCGUACCACCACAUGUGGAAGGAGAGAUAAGAGCACCAUCACUAGACUGUGAUGGGGAUGGAAAGGUCAAGGUGAAAAAACCUAAAAUCAAAUUACCCAAAUUCUCCAUGCCAGGAUUUGGCUCCAGAGAAAAAGAUUUGGGGAAGCCAAGAGGUGACCUUGGAGCUAAGGCCAAGGUCAAGAUGCCCUCCAUUGAGCUGUCGCUACCAGCAGGUAAAACUCCAGAGACUGAGGUUCUUCUCCCCAAAGCAGAAGUUGAUGUUACAGAGGCUGAUAUCAAAGGUUAUGAGGGGAACCUUAAAAUUCCCAAAAUGCCGAUUGUUAACGUUUCUAUUCCAAAAAUAGACCUGGAUCUAUCCCUGCCAAAAGGAAAGUCCCAAAAGAUCGAAAUACCAGAUGUGGAAUUAAAAGCAGGUGAAGGAAAGUUCAAAAUGCCUCACAUAACAAUGGCAGAUGUUGACCUCUCUCUGCCCAAAGGAAAGAUUGAAGGUCCAGAAGUUGAAAUGGAGGGAGGUACCGGAGGAAAGUUCAAAAUGCCUCAAAUGAAAAUGCCAAAUAUUGACCUCUCCCUGCCCAAAGGAAAGAUUGAAGGUCCAGAUGUUGAACUGGAGGGAGGUACUGGAGGAAAAUUCAAAAUGCCUCAUAUGAAAAUGCCAAAUGUUGACCUCUCCCUGCCUAAAGGAAAGAUUGAAGGUCCAGAAGUUGAAAUGGAGGGAGGUACUGGCGGAAAAUUCAAGAUGCCCCAUUUCAGCAUGCCCUCUGUAGAUAUUUCACUUCCAAAAGGAAAGAUUGAAGGUCCUGAAGUUGAACUGGAGGGAGGUACUGGAGGAAAGUUCCAAAUGCCUUAUAUGAAAAUGCCAAAUAUUGACCUCUCUCUGCCUAAAGGAAAGAUUGAAGGUCCAGAAGUUGAAAUGGAGGGAGGUACUGGAGGAAAAUUCAAGAUGCCCCAUUUCAGCAUGCCCUCUGUUGAUAUUUCACUCCCAAAAGGAAAGAUUGAAGGUCCAGAAGUUGAAAUGGAGGGAGGUACUGGAGGAAAGUUCAAAAUGCCUCAUAUGAAAAUGCCAAAUAUUGAUCUCUCUCUGCCUAAAGGAAAGAUUGAAGGUCCAGAAGUUGAAAUAGAGGGAGAGGGAGGAAAAUUCAAGAUGCCCCAUUUCAGCAUGCCCUCUGUUGAUAUUUCACUUCCAAAAGGAAAGAUUGAAGGUCCAGAAGUUGAACUGGAGGGAGGUACUGGAGGAAAAUUCAAAAUGCCUCAUAUGAAAAUGCCAAAUAUUGACCUCUCCCUGCCCAAAGGAAAGAUUGAAGGUCCAGAAGUUGAACUAGAGGGAGGUACCGGAGGAAAGUUCAAAAUGCCUCAUAUGAAAAUGCCAAAUAUUGACCUCUCCCUGCCCAAAGGAAAGAUUGAAGGUCCAGAAGUUGAGCUGGAGGGAGGUACUGGAGGAAAAUUCAAAAUGCCUCAUAUGAAAAUGCCAAAUAUUGACCUCUCUCUGCCCAAAGGAAAGAUUGAAGGUCCAGAAGUUGAAAUGGAGGGAGGUUCCGGAGGAAAAUUCAAGAUGCCCCAUUUCAGCAUGCCCUCUGUUGAUAUUUCACUUCCAAAAGGAAAGAUUGAAUGUCCAGAAGUUGAACUGGAGGGAGGUACCGGAGGAAAAUUCAAAAUGCCUCAUUUGAAAAUGCCGAAUAUUGACCUCUCCCUGCCCAAAGGAAAGAUCGAAGGUCCAGAAGUUGAAAUGGAGGGAGGUUCUGGAGGAAAAUUCAAGAUGCCACAUAUGAAAAUGCCAAAUAUUGACCUCUCCCUUCCCAAAGGAAAGAUUGAAGGUCCAGAAGUUGAAAUGGAGGGAGGUACUGGAGGAAAAUUCAAGAUGCCCCAUUUCAGCAUGCCCUCUGUUGAUAUUUCACUUCCAAAAGGGAAGAUUGAAGGUCCUGAAGUUGAACUGGAGGGAGGUACUGGAGGAAAAUUCAAAAUGCCUCAUAUGAAAAUGCCAAAUAUUGACCUCUCCCUGCCCAAAGGAAAGAUUGAAGGUCCAGAAGUUGAAAUGGAGGGAGGUACUGGAGGAAAAUUCAAAAUGCCUCAUAUGAAAAUGCCAAAUAUUGACCUCUCCCUGCCCAAAGGAAAGAUUGAAGGUCCAGAAGUUGAAAUGGAGGGAGGUUCCGGAGGAAAAUUCAAGAUGCCCCAUUUCAGCAUGCCCUCUGUUGAUAUUUCACUUCCAAAAGGAAAGAUUGAAGGUCCAGAAGUUGAACUGGAGGGAGGUACUGGAGGAAAAUUCAAAAAGCCUAAUCUGAAAAUGCCAAAUAUUGACCUCUCCCUGCCCAAAGGAAAGAUUGAAGGUCCAGAAGUUGAAAUGGAGGGAGGUUCCGGAGGAAAAUUCAAGAUGCCGCAUUUCAGCAUGCCCUCUGUUGAUAUUUCACUUCCAAAAGGAAAGAUUGAAGGUCCAGAAGUUGAACUGGAGGGAGGUACUGGAGGAAAAUUCAAAAUGCCUCAUAUGAAAAUGCCAAAUAUUGACCUCUCCCUGCCCAAAGGAAAGAUUGAAGGUCCAGAAGUUGAAAUGGAGGGAGGUUCCGGAGGAAAAUUCAAGAUGCCCCAUUUCAGCAUGCCCUCUGUUGAUAUUUCACUUCCAAAAGGAAAGAUUGAAGGUCCAGAAGUUGAACUGGAGGGAGGUACUGGAGGAAAAUUCAAAAUGCCUCAUAUGAAAAUGCCAAAUAUUGACCUCUCCCUGCCCAAAGGAAAGAUUGAAGGUCCAGAAGUUGAACUAGAGGGAGGUACCGGAGGAAAGUUCAAAAUGCCUCAUAUGAAAAUGCCAAAUAUUGACCUCUCCCUGCCCAAAGGAAAGAUUGAAGGUCCAGAAGUUGAGCUGGAGGGAGGUACUGGAGGAAAAUUCAAAAUGCCUCAUAUGAAAAUGCCAAAUAUUGACCUCUCUCUGCCCAAAGGAAAGAUUGAAGGUCCAGAAGUUGAAAUGGAGGGAGGUUCCGGAGGAAAAUUCAAGAUGCCCCAUUUCAGCAUGCCCUCUGUUGAUAUUUCACUUCCAAAAGGAAAGAUUGAAGGUCCAGAAGUUGAACUGGAGGGAGGUACCGGAGGAAAAUUCAAAAUGCCUCAUUUGAAAAUGCCGAAUAUUGACCUCUCCCUGCCCAAAGGAAAGAUUGAAGGUCCGGAAGUUGAAAUGGAGGGAGGUUCUGGAGGAAAAUUCAAGAUGCCACAUAUGAAAAUGCCAAAUAUUGACCUCUCCCUUCCCAAAGGAAAGAUUGAAGGUCCAGAAGUUGAAAUGGAGGGAGGUACUGGAGGAAAAUUCAAGAUGCCCCAUUUCAGCAUGCCCUCUGUUGAUAUUUCACUUCCAAAAGGAAAGAUUGAAGGUCCAGAAGUUGAACUGGAGGGAGGUACUGGAGGAAAAUUCAAAAUGCCUCAUAUGAAAAUGCCAAAUAUUGACCUCUCCCUGCCCAAAGGAAAGAUUGAAGGUCCAGAAGUUGAACUAGAGGGAGGUACCGGAGGAAAGUUCAAAAUGCCUCAUAUGAAAAUGCCAAAUAUUGACCUCUCCCUGCCCAAAGGAAAGAUUGAAGGUCCAGAAGUUGAGCUGGAGGGAGGUACUGGAGGAAAAUUCAAAAUGCCUCAUAUGAAAAUGCCAAAUAUUGACCUCUCUCUGCCCAAAGGAAAGAUUGAAGGUCCAGAAGUUGAAAUGGAGGGAGGUUCCGGAGGAAAAUUCAAGAUGCCCCAUUUCAGCAUGCCCUCUGUUGAUAUUUCACUUCCAAAAGGAAAGAUUGAAGGUCCAGAAGUUGAACUGGAGGGAGGUACCGGAGGAAAAUUCAAAAUGCCUCAUUUGAAAAUGCCGAAUAUUGACCUCUCCCUGCCCAAAGGAAAGAUUGAAGGUCCGGAAGUUGAAAUGGAGGGAGGUUCUGGAGGAAAAUUCAAGAUGCCACAUAUGAAAAUGCCAAAUAUUGACCUCUCCCUUCCCAAAGGAAAGAUUGAAGGUCCAGAAGUUGAAAUGGAGGGAGGUACUGGAGGAAAAUUCAAGAUGCCCCAUUUCAGCAUGCCCUCUGUUGAUAUUUCACUUCCAAAAGGAAAGAUUGAAGGUCCAGAAGUUGAACUGGAGGGAGGUACUGGAGGAAAAUUCAAAAUGCCUCAUAUGAAAAUGCCAAAUAUUGACCUCUCCCUGCCCAAAGGAAAGAUUGAAGGUCCAGAAGUUGAACUAGAGGGAGGUACCGGAGGAAAGUUCAAAAUGCCUCAUAUGAAAAUGCCAAAUAUUGACCUCUCCCUGCCCAAAGGAAAGAUUGAAGGUCCAGAAGUUGAGCUGGAGGGAGGUACUGGAGGAAAAUUCAAGAUGCCUCAUAUGAAAAUGCCAAAUAUUGACCUCUCUCUGCCCAAAGGAAAGAUUGAAGGUCCAGAUGUUGAAAUGGAGGGAGGUACUGGAGGAAAAUUCAAAAUGCCUCAUAUGAAAAUGCCAAAUAUUGACCUCUCUCUGCCCAAAGGAAAGAUUGAAGGUCCAGAAGUUGAAAUGGAGGGAGGUUCCGGAGGAAAAUUCAAGAUGCCCCAUUUCAGCAUGCCCUCUGUUGAUAUUUCACUUCCAAAAGGAAAGAUUGAAGGUCCAGAAGUUGAACUGGAGGGAGGUACCGGAGGAAAAUUCAAAAUGCCUCAUUUGAAAAUGCCGAAUAUUGACCUCUCCCUGCCCAAAGGAAAGAUUGAAGGUCCGGAAGUUGAAAUGGAGGGAGGUUCUGGAGGAAAAUUCAAGAUGCCACAUAUGAAAAUGCCAAAUAUUGACCUCUCCCUUCCCAAAGGAAAGAUUGAAGGUCCAGAAGUUGAAAUGGAGGGAGGUACUGGAGGAAAAUUCAAGAUGCCCCAUUUCAGCAUGCCCUCUGUUGAUAUUUCACUUCCAAAAGGAAAGAUUGAAGGUCCAGAAGUUGAACUGGAGGGAGGUACUGGAGGAAAAUUCAAAAUGCCUCAUAUGAAAAUGCCAAAUAUUGACCUCUCCCUGCCCAAAGGAAAGAUUGAAGGUCCAGAAGUUGAACUAGAGGGAGGUACCGGAGGAAAGUUCAAAAUGCCUCAUAUGAAAAUGCCAAAUAUUGACCUCUCCCUGCCCAAAGGAAAGAUUGAAGGUCCAGAAGUUGAGCUGGAGGGAGGUACUGGAGGAAAAUUCAAGAUGCCUCAUAUGAAAAUGCCAAAUAUUGACCUCUCUCUGCCCAAAGGAAAGAUUGAAGGUCCAGAUGUUGAAAUGGAGGGAGGUUCCGGAGGAAAAUUCAAGAUGCCCCAUUUCAGCAUGCCCUCUGUUGAUAUUUCACUUCCAAAAGGAAAGAUUGAAGGUCCAGAAGUUGAACUGGAGGGAGGUACCGGAGGAAAAUUCAAAAUGCCUCAUUUGAAAAUGCCAAAUAUUGACCUCUCCCUGCCCAAAGGAAAGAUUGAAGGUCCAGAAGUUGAAAUGGAGGGAGGUUCUGGAGGAAAAUUCAAGAUGCCCCAUUUCAGCAUGCCCUCUGUUGAUAUUUCACUUCCAAAAGGAAAGAUUGAAGGUCCAGAAGUUGAACUGGAGGGAGGUACUAGAGGAAAGUUCAAAAUGCCUCAUAUGAAAAUGCCAAAUAUUGACCUCUCCCUGCCCAAAGGAAAGAUUGAAGGUCCAGAAGUUGAGCUGGAGGGAUGUACUGGAGGAAAAUUCAAAAUGCCUCAUAUGAAAAUGCCAAAUAUUGACCUCUCUCUGCCCAAAGGAAAGAUUGAAGGUCCAGAAGUUGAAAUGGAGGGAGGUUCCGGAGGAAAAUACAAGAUUCCCCAUUUCAGCAUGCCCUCUGUUGAUAUUUCUCUUCCAAAAGGAAAGAUUGAAGGUCCUGAAGUUGAACUGGAGGGAAGUACCGGAGGAAAGUUCAAAAUGCCUCAUAUGAAAAUGCCAAAUAUUGACCUCUCUUUGCCAAGAGGAAAGAUUGAAGGUCCAGAAGUUGAGCUGGAGGGAGGUACUGGAGGAAAAUUCAAAAUGCCUCAUAUGAAAAUGCCAAAUAUUGACCUCUCUCUGCCUAAAGGAAAGAUUGAAGGUCCAGAAGUUGAAAUGGAGGGAGGUUCCGGAGGAAAAUUCAAAAUGCCCCAUUUCAGCAUGCCCUCUGUUGAUAUUUCACUUCCAAAAGGGAAGAUUGAAGGUCCUGAAGUUGAACUGGAGGGAGGUACUGGAGGAAAGUUCAAAAUGCCUCAUAUGAAAAUGCCAAAUAUUGACCUCUCCCUGCCCAAAGGAAAGAUUGAAGGUCCAGAAGUUGAGCUGGAGGGAGGUACUGGAGGAAAAUUCAAAAUGCCUCAUAUGAAAAUGCCAAAUAUUGACCUCUCUCUGCCCAAAGGAAAGAUUGAAGGUCCAGAAGUUGAAAUGGAGGGAGGUUCCGGAGGAAAAUACAAGAUGCCCCAUUUCAGCAUGCCCUCUGUUGAUAUUUCACUUCCAAAAGGAAAGAUUGAAGGUCCUGAAGUUGAACUGGAGGGAAGUACCGGAGGAAAGUUCAAAAUGCCUCAUAUGAAAAUGCCAAAUAUUGACCUCUCUUUGCCAAGAGGAAAGAUUGAAGGUCCAGAAGUUGAGCUGGAGGGAGGUACUGGAGGAAAAUUCAAAAUGCCUCAUAUGAAAAUGCCAAAUAUUGACCUCUCUCUGCCUAAAGGAAAGAUUGAAGGUCCAGAAGUUGAAAUGGAGGGAGGUUCCGGAGGAAAAUUCAAAAUGCCCCAUUUCAGCAUGCCCUCUGUUGAUAUUUCACUUCCAAAAGGGAGGAUUGAAGGUCCUGAAGUUGAACUGGAGGGAGGUACUGGAGGAAAGUUCAAAAUGCCUCAUAUGAAAAUGCCAAAUAUUGACCUCUCCCUGCCCAAAGGAAAGAUUGAAGGUCCAGAAGUGGAGAUGGAGGGAGGUACCGGAGGAAAAUUCAAGAUGCCUCAUAUGAAAAUGCCAAAUAUUGACCUCUCCCUGCCCAAAGGAAAGAUUGAAGGUCCAGAAGUUGAAAUGGAGGGAGGUACCGGAGGAAAAUUCAAAAUGCCUCAUAUGAAAAUGCCAAAUAUUGACCUCUCCCUGCCCAAAGCAAAGAUUGAAGGUCCAGAAGUUGAGCUGGAGGGAGGUACUGGAGGAAAAUUCAAAAUGCCUCAUAUGAAAAUGCCAAAUAUUGACCUCUCCCUGCCCAAAGGAAAGAUUGAAGGUCCAGAAGUUGAAAUGGAGGGAGGUUCCGGAGGAAAAUUCAAAAUGCCCCAUUUCAGUAUGCCAUCUGUUGAUAUUUCACUUCCCAAAGGAAAGAUUGAAGGUCCUGAAGUUGAAUUGGAGGGAGGUACUGGAGGAAAGUUCAAAAUGCCUAAUCUGAAAAUGCCAAAUAUUGACCUCUCCCUGCCCAAAGGAAAGAUUGAAGGUCCAGAAGUUGAGCUGGAGGGAGGUACUGGAGGAAAAUUCAAAAUGCCUCAUAUGAAAAUGCCAAAUAUUGACCUCUCCCUGCCUAAAGGAAAGAUUGAAGGUCCAGAAGUUGAAAUGGAGGGAGGUUCCGGAGGAAAAUUCAAGAUGCCCCAUUUCAGCAUGCCCUCUGUUGAUAUUUCACUUCCAAAAGGAAAGAUUGAAGGACCAGAAGUUGAACUGGAGGGAGGUUCUGGAGGAAGAUUCAAAAUGCCUCAUAUUAAAAAGCCAAAUAUUGACCUCUCCCUGCCCAAAGGAAAGAUUGAAGGUCCAGAAGUUGAGCUGGAGGGAGGUACUGGAGGAAAAUUCAAAAUGCCUCAUAUGAAAAUGCCAAAUGUUGACCUCUCUCUGCCCAAAGGAAAGAUUGAAGGAAAGAUUGAAGGUCCAGAAAUUGAAAUGGAGGGAGGUACUGGAGGAAAAUUCAAGAUGCCCCAUCUCAGCAUGCCCUCUGUUGAUAUUUCAAUCCCCAAAGGAAAGAUUGAAGGUCCAGAAGUUGAACUGGAGGGAGGUUCCGGAGGAAAAUUCAAAAUGCCUCAUAUAAAAAUGCCAAAUGUUGACCUCUCUCUGCCUAAAGGAAAGAUUGAAGUUGCAGAGGUGGAGCUCAAAGGAGAGGGUGGAAAAUUCAACAUGCCCUCUGCUGAUAUGUCACUUCCCAAAGGAAAGAUUGAGGGUCCAGAAGUUGAGUUUGAGGGAGUUGAUUUGCAUGUUGAAGGAGAACACAAAGGUCUGAAACUCAAAAUGCCAACAAUAGAUAUCAAAAUUCCAAAAGGAGACUUAGAGCUUGAUAUAGGACUCCAUAGAGGAGGGGAUAAAACGGACAGGAAAAAAGUUGAACUACCUGACUUGGACCUCAACACAGCAGGAACCAGCAGCAAGGUUAAAGGGCCUAAAGUAAAAGGAACAAAAUUCAAGAUUGGAAUGGCAAAAAAGAAAACUGGCAAAAAUCUGACAGAAAAGGAGCACGGACGUAAGGUCAAAGAAGGACUUGAGUGUGAAGUUGAAGCUGAAACUCACAAUGGACAUAAAGAGGGCAAAGAUCGUAUGAACAUCUCCGUGCCAGAGGUUACAGUCCCAGGUGUUAGUAUGAAAACCACACAAGGUUCAGCCAACCUAGAAACAGGGGGAGCAUCUGAACUGUCAUCACCGAGUGCAGAAAUCAAAGUCCCCAGGAUUCAAGACAUAGAUUUUGAUAUUGGUACAUCACAAGAUGAAGAUGUUGAUAAAACAGAUAUAGGAAAGAAAAUCAAAAUCCCAAAGUUUGGUGUCGCAUUACCCUCUAUUUCCUCUACUGAGAGAAGAAUCUACGGGCCAGAAAUUCAGUAUGAGGGCCCUAAAAUGCCCAAAGUAAAGAAAGCUGUUUUUGUCUUGGUAAAUCCUUCCCAAGCAGAUGAACCUGCUACUUGCACAGGGCUCCUGCAGGGGGCGACAACAGCUGAGAUCGACACAGAGGACGUCAAAGUGAAGUUACCCAAAAUCAAAAUGAAGCCAACCUUUGGGAAGACAAAAGAUAAAUCAGCCACUGCGAGCACAGAGAGAGAGGGGGGGGGAGAGGAGAAGUCAAAGGGAGGGAAGGUAAAAAUGUCCAAAGUGUCAUUUUCUCCUGGAAAAUCUGGGUCACUUGAUGUCAAUCUCAAGGGAGACGGUUCAAGUUCAAGUCUCAAUGGUGAAGACGCUGCAAGUCCUCACAAGGACGACAAAGGGAAAAUCACUGGUAAAAUCAAACUCCCAAAAGUGGAGUUCACCAGUCCAUAUGGCAAGAUGGUUGCUGGGGAGGGAGACACUGAAACCAGUGUGUUUUCAAAGGAAGUGGUGACAUCUCAUGCCAGAACAGAAAUGCUGGACAGGGACAGCUCGGAGUCUCCUGGUGGCUCCGCCGCGGGGUUCAGCUCGACCAAGGUCCGUGUUUGGAGUGAGGUGGACAGCAAAGAGUCUGAAGAAAGAGAGUCUUCCUCCUGGUUCAAGGUCCCAAAGUUCAACCUGAAGCCGCACUCCAAAGGCUUCCUCCGGAUAACCCCCGAGGGUUCUCCUCAGGCCAUGAGGAAGGGGGAGGUGGGAGGUGAGGCCGACGUCCUGGGAUCCUUCUGCCUCCACACCUCGGGGAUGGACAUCACCACCCUGGAAAGCUCAGAAGAGCACCAGGUGUCCUCCACCGAGUCGGAAACUCUCACCACGGUGACCAAGACCACCCGAGUCACCCAGUGUUUGGUUUCCACGGAAACACGAACAGGUGAAUCCUCGACAACCGUGACGACAACCGAGCAGGAGUUAGACUUUAAACACUGAGGACGCUGUAAUGAUUUCUUCGACGUCUUUUCAAUUGUUUUGUUUUUCUUUGGUGAGGUUGCAGUGUUCUCGUUCUCGCCUGCAACGUGGCAAACCUCUCUUAAAGAAAAGUUUUUACAAUAUAUUUUAAUAGGUUAAGUAUGAAUAUGGUGAAAAGCAAUGACAUUUCAUCAACCAGCAAUAUUGUUACUAUUAUAUCAUAUAUACUUCCUUUUUUUUCAUUUUAAAUGUGGCUGUUAUUUUGUUUUGUUCUGUUAGUUUAGUCCUGAUUAUUAUUGGAUUUCGUUUGGUUUUAAAAGGUUUCACUCUGAAUGUAAACACGUCAGAUUGCUUCUUUAUUUAUUGUUGUUUGUUUUGUUCACAAAACGCUGGAAUGAGUCAUUGUCUUACAUCAGCUUCAUGGAUUUGACCGUGAUUUUAUGAUUAGUUCAAAGUAAUUCAUUUUGAACCACGACAGCACAGGCCAGAGUAAUAUUUAUGUAAAUAUGACUUUAUUUAAAUUGCUUUUUUGAAGCAGUAGCCCUUCAAUCUGAAAUGUAAUUAUUUUCAUAUUCACCAGAGUCAGGAGUGGAAGUUAUAUAUUAUUUUUUGACCUGAUAACAUAUUUUGUUUGUCUAGAAGGAAAAGUGUGAGCUUUUUAUGGAUCAUGGCUUGUUCUCAUUUUCUGCCUUAGUUUUUAUAUUGGACUCAUUUAGCUGGUGCUGUUACCCAGAGAUAGUCACAGUGAGUGGGCAGGACACUCUGCACUCUAUCUGCUGUGGGGAUCAAACCUGUGACCGCCUGGUUGAAGGUUGCUCUCUGACAUUUAAGCCAACCUGCUGCUAAUCUAUUAUAUGUAUUUUACUGUAAACUGCCAGAUAAAGACACCACUGUAUAUUAAAGAUACACCUCCUGAGGGAUGUUGAUGUUUUGAUGAUAGCAGACUGGGAGCUAUUUUGGGUUCUAUGGGUAAAUGCUAUUGUAAAGGUAAAAAUAUAUAUAAAAUAAGCCUCUAAAAAUUACUAAGGCUGCUACAAUGACACACAGGCUAAGGAGUGGCCAGCCUUCCACUUUUUACAUAGGCCAUCACCUUCGAAGUAAAUCUAUACACUGAAGAGAGAGGAUCAAAAAUAAGAAAUAUUAAAAUAUUCUUAAUAAUUCUUGUUUCUUGUAUGAAUAUUUCUAAGAAUGUCAAUAGAGGUUAACUUGCAGUUCAAAUUACAGAUUAAUAAUCAUUUUAUUAAGUUCCUUUACCCCUUAUUUUUCAGGUGUAUCCCCCAUUUAAAAGAAAAGUUGCUUUGAGGGAGAAAAUGUCUUUUGAAUAUUUAUUACAUAUUUUAAGUUUCACUCGCAAAUGCAGUACAACUUGCCUUUGGAAAGUAAACAUUUUACACAUUACUUAUUUAGACAUUUACUUGCAAAUGUGGCAUAAAUCUGCUGAAUAAAAACUACUAUUCAAGAGGAUGUGAAGCAUUUGAGAAAGACGACUUUAUCACUUGGUUUAUUUACUCGGUUGGUAGAAGGAAUGAAAUCGUGUGAUAAAAGAAGUCACGACGAAUCCACUCCCACAUUUUUCACAUUAACAUUUAACUCUGUCCCUGUUUUGCAGAGUUUAGUGACACGUGAAGGUGACGCACACCGAGUAGCUUCUGUGUCUAUGAAGAUUUUACAUUUUCUGGUUUAAUCAAUUCUUCACAUUUCUUUCUAGAUUAUAAGGGUUUCAGUGCCAAGUGUUUUUGUCAAAGCUGCAUUGGAAAGAAUGUUGGUUAAGAUGUUUCAUCAAUAAAAUAAUAUUCACUCGAAAAA
This is a messenger RNA of Limanda limanda (common dab), 17583 nucleotides long. RefSeq names its product periaxin (gene prx). Gene Ontology annotation, biological process: regulation of RNA splicing. The transcript is spliced from 23 exons. Gene Ontology annotation, molecular function: protein binding. Lineage: Eukaryota; Metazoa; Chordata; Actinopteri; Pleuronectiformes; Pleuronectidae. The record is from RefSeq and is a predicted model, not a curated record. Gene Ontology annotation, cellular component: nucleus; cytoplasm. Bases 1 to 15798 code for a protein of 5265 amino acids.